UUCAGAUCCCCCCGCGCUCCGAGUUACGCCGGAGGAUCUCCCCCUUGCCGGCGUGGUGUUAAUUUAAAAAUUAGAUCGUCUGGAUUUUUGUGGGGCAAGGCUGGGCUCACCAAGAAGGAAAAAGAACUUCCUUCGGCUCGCAGGGUCUUUAGGAUCUAAUGACCACAACUAUUUGAGGCACGCGGGAUUUGGAGCGAAGGGAAUGGCAGGCACAGAGGCCAACGUUGUGUGUUGCUGCCGUGCGGACGGGGUGAAAGAUGCUAUUCACAGCGGCUCAGACUGCUGAACUUUGCUCGGGCUUUUUUCACCUCGUACUUAGAGCUUAAGUGCUUUGAAAACAAGAGGAGGAAAACCGGUCUCUGGGAAGCGGCACUCGCAUCUGGACACACUGACCUCGUUUCUCCUCGCUUGGAAUUUUUAGAAGCGCCGUGGGUUUCCCUCGCCCCUUUCUCCCGCGUCGGGAGCCGCGACCGCCUGUAAAAAUAAACAGAAAUCAAGCUUUGAGGUGUGCAGACCCGCCACUGCUAUGGGAGACUCUGUUGGAGACCCAGCCCGAGGGACAGGCUUGGAGCAGGCGCCCGGCUCGGCACCGCAGGGGAAUGGCGGGACGUCGCUCAGCGUCAUCACGGAAGGCGUUGGGGAGCUGGCGGUCAUCGAUCCCGAGGUGGCGAAGAAAGCCUGCGAAGAGGUCCUGGAGAAGGUCAAGUUGAUGCACGGCGUCUCCUCUGACAGCUUACUGAAACCGGCCGAUGGCGGCGAGGCCGAGCGAGCCCCACGGACCGCGGUGGAUUUGGCCAACGGGGACGUUGGGGAGGGCUGUGAAAUCAAGUGCUUGGACGAUCCGCCUGGCACGGCCUCUAAGAUCCAGGAGGAGGACGAGACCACGGCCAACACGGUGAAAACCGCCCGGAAGCGGCAGAAGAAUAACUCUGCUAAGCAGUCCUGGCUCCUCCGGCUCUUUGAAUCCAAACUCUUUGAUAUCUCCAUGGCCAUUUCAUACUUGUACAAUUCAAAGGAACCUGGUGUGCAGGCUUACAUUGGGAAUAGGUUGUUCUGCUUUAGGAACGAAGAAGUGGACUUCUACCUGCCUCAGCUGCUGAACAUGUACAUUCACAUGGACGAGGACGUGGGGGAUGCCAUCAAGCCCUACAUCGUGCACCGCUGCCGGCAGAGCAUCAACUUCUCCCUGCAGUGCGCCCUGCUGCUGGGCGCCUACUCCUCGGACAUGCACAUCUCCACUCAGCGACACUCCCGCGGGACCAAGCUGCGGAAACUCAUCCUCUCGGACGAGUUGAAACCAGCUUACAAGAAGAGGGAGCUGCCGUCGCUGAGCCCGGCGCCCGAUACGGGGCUGUCUCCUUCCAAAAGGACUCACCAGAGGUCCAAGUCGGACGCCACCGUUACCAUCAGCCUGAGCAGCAAUCUGAAGCGCACAGCCAGCAAUCCCAAAGUUGAGAGCGAGGAGGAGGUAAAGCCAGGGCUCUCCGGGGCUCAGCCUGCCUGGGAAGGGAUGGCCCCGGGGCCGUGCUCGGGCGGUUGGUUCUCACCUCGUGGCUCCUCCUUUACCGCAGCUUUUUUUGUCGCUAGUUGCUGCAAAUGAUUGAAGUUUUGAUUC
Messenger RNA from Athene cunicularia (burrowing owl), 1615 nucleotides. RefSeq names its product phosphatidylinositol 4-kinase beta-like. Gene Ontology annotation, biological process: phosphatidylinositol phosphate biosynthetic process; phosphatidylinositol-mediated signaling. The record is from RefSeq and is a predicted model, not a curated record. The transcript has 2 exons. NCBI's taxonomy places the organism in Eukaryota, Metazoa, Chordata, Aves, Strigiformes, Strigidae. The coding region runs from base 527 to 1600 and encodes 357 amino acids. Gene Ontology annotation, molecular function: 1-phosphatidylinositol 4-kinase activity. Gene Ontology annotation, cellular component: membrane; cytoplasm.